AUGGUUUUCUCCUUUCUGUUGAAAUUGUCCACAUGCUUCUUUUCAGUGGCUUCUGUGUGGAGUCUGACAUGGUGGUUGUUAGAGAGGUCCAGCAUUUCUGCGUUCUCAAAUGAGAUGCUGUGUCCAGGAAAAGAAUAAAUAAAGCUCUGACUGGAAAGGCACUUAUCUGAUGAUGGAGGAUAUUUCCCAUACGUCUUUUGAAAAUGCAGCAGUUGCACAGUUAACUGCAGUCUUAUCAACAGAAGCAGUACCAUGGGACAACUCUGGCAUCAGCAGCAAAAACAUCCUGAACGCGGACCAGUGUUCUGAAGAAAAUGUUCUGAAAUGCACAUUCAAGGCCUGUGAUUCUGAACAAACAGGAGAGGUAUCUGUUUUCCGAAUUAUUGAAUACUUACAAGAAAUGACAGGACAAAGUUGUGAAGACUGGAGGUUUCAGUCUCUUUAUAAAAGAUUGGACCCUGAAGAAAGAGGGAUUGCUGUUAAUUUUUCUACCUUCUAUGCUGUCAUGAAAGAUUGGAUUGCAGACUGUCGGCAAGAAGGAGAAGAGGCAGCAGACUUGAUGAAUAGCAUUAAAGACUUGCAGCAAGGAAACAAGCAGCUAGCAGUGCAGAAUACCAAGCUGCAGAGGACCAUUGAAACUGCAGAAGAGCUGAAUUCAAGACUCUCUGAAGAAAUCUCUGAGCUGAAAGGGAAACUGAGAAGCACCCAGCAAGCCUUAGAGCAAGCUAGAGCUGUGGCAAAUGAAUUAGAAGAUCUGAAGGUUUUUUCAAAAACUCUAGAAGAGGAAAAUAAUAGACUGCAUGCACAAACUCGACAGCUAGAAAAAGAACAGCAGUUGCUAUUUGUUCGAGUGGAUAAUCUGCAGGAAGAGAACAAGAAAUUACUUACAGAAAAAGAAAAUUCUAAGUGUAAAAUCAAGGAGCUAUUUACAAAGAAAGCCAGUUUGAAGUCCAAAAUAUGUGAGUAUGAAAAACUUACCUCCUGUAAAGAUGCUGCUCUUAAUGAGAAAACAAAACGAAUCGAAGAAUUAACAAUGAUUCUUGAUGAAUAUCGAACAGUAGUUGAGGAAUUGAGACUGGAAGUUCGCAGACUUCAAGACCAUUUGUGCCAGUCUUCUCAACAUCCAGACAUGCAGCCAAAAGAUUCCCUACAGAACAUGAAGACUGGCUUACAGGGUCCUGUACAGCCGCUCUGCAUGGAGAUUGAAGAAUCACAGAAACAGGAGUUCAGUGAAGGUGAGGACAUGCCUAGCCCUUUCUGUGGGGUGUUGCCAUCUUUCAAGAAGCCUCCCGUGCCUUUGGAGAACAUCAGAUCCUUGGCAGAGGAAAUAGUACCGGUGGUGCUUUCUACCUUUCAAGAAGCCAUAGUACCCAGCUCAACAGAACUAAGUUCUGAAGCUGCCUUUCAGGAACAAGCUUUAGUCCCAGUGUGUGGUGAACUCAUGGCUGCAAUUGAGAAGAAGCCAGAUGGGACUUUAUUUGAAUUCCUGUUUCAAUGGUUCUGUGAUGUCCCCUUAGGCCACUUGAUAUUAUACACCUUGCAGAAACUGAUGCUUCCUGGACUCCUCACAUGUUGUUCCUUGCUGGCCAUAUUCUUCUUAGUUCUUCCUUAUGACCAACAUCCUGUCUGGGUUGAACCCAAGGGCUCAAAUCCUUGGCCACAGUUAGAGUUACGGUACUUACGGCCACCACCUAUGUAAUAUCAUCCCCUUUCUCAAUUUGUGCAGCAGAAAGAUGUUUGGAAUGUGUUGUUUAUCCCAAAAAAUAUAAAAAAAUAACUUGCAAAAAUACUGUAAUCUGAAUCACUUCAAAGCUCUAACUUCAGGUGAAAGUUAUAUAAACUCAAAUAGAUCUCUGAUAUUUUGGCCUAUUUUUUUAUAUAUAUCAUGUACAGUUAAGUGUAACUGGUAAUAUUUGGAAACCCACAGUGGCUCUAUACAUAGUGGACUUCUGAGGGUCAUGUUCCCCUGUGCAUUUUUAAUUUUUAAAUGAAAACUGCCCCCAAUUGGUGCAGUUUCACCAUACUUUGAGGGCCACUUGCGUGGUUUCAGGGGUAUUAAUCAGAUGCUGAUAUUAUAUGGCUGCACUGUAAAGGACCAGAGAGAUACCUAUAGUACAAGCAUCCAUGUUACUCCCUGCUAUAGUUACCAGUCAUACUCCACUAUUUACAUACUAUUCUUUUCUAGAGUAAUAGUCACAGUUAACAGAUCACUGAGAUUUCCUUUAUUCUGAUCCUGAUGCCAUUAUAAACUUGUAACUACAAAUUAUACAGCAAAUAUGGGAGUCCCAAGCCAUACCGGCAAACACUGCUUGUGCUGGAGGUAUACUUUACUCCUGUUCCAUCUUCUCCCCCUCCACAAAAUAGGUCCUCUCUGAAAUGAUUUUUUCUAUCCAGAAAGUACUGAGACCAGAAAUGAGUUCAACAUGAGCAAAAAAUUCACCAAGCACUAUCCACCCUCCUACAAAGUUUCCUCUUCAGCCAUUAGCUGAACCCUGUUUGCAGAAAUAGGUACAGAGUCACAUAAAGAUAAUCCAAUUAAUGUUUUGAAAAGAUUGGAUAUUUACAGUUGUUAUUGGUCUAAUGCUUAUUACUGUACAUUCCAAAUAGGAUUCAAGGCUACAUAUAGAUACAUGUCUGUAUCUCUAUUAUGAAUUCUACUCUUUUCUGAUACAACUCGGGAAAAGACAUCACAUGGUGGCAAUAACAUCCUAACAUAUUGAUAGGUUUACAAAAUUAGAUUACAGCAAAUAAAAUACUCCAGUUCCCCAUAGUUUCCUUCGGACUCUACAUUCAUUCCCAAACAUGGGGUAUCAGGUCCCUAGAGAGGAAAAUCUAGAUUGUGCCAUUUCAAAAGCUGCUGGCUUUAACUGAGAUUUUCUUGUCAGGCCUUCCUCACUUUCCUUUGUUGCUUCAAGACAUAGGCACUCUGUGAUAUAGAUUUGUUUCCAAAGCAUUUCUUCCAAAAGCUUAAAAGGCAUUUGAUCUGUCAUGAAAAGAAAUAGCUAUGUGGCCCAUGCAUAAAAUCAAACUUAGACCACUUUUUGUUAAAAGAAAUAUUAAGUUUUUGUGUCCCUCACAACUUUUGAUUGUCACAAAGCAUAGGAUGGAAGACAUAUACAGUAGAGUCUCACUUAUCCAAGCCUCGCUUAUCCAAGCCUCUGGAUAAUCCAAGCCAUUUUUGUAGUCAAUGUUUUCAAUAUAUCAUGAUAUUUUGCUGCUAAAUUCGUAAAUACAGUAAUUACAACAUAACAUUACUGCGUAUUGAACUACCUUUUCUGUCAAAUUUGUUGUAUAACAUGAAGUUUUGGUGCUUAAUUUGUAAUAUCAUAACCUAAUUUGAUGUUUAAUAGGCUUUUCCUUAAUCCCUCCUUAUUAUCCAAGAUAUUCGCUUAUCCAAGCUUCUGCCAGCCCGUUUAGCUUGGAUAAGUGAGACUCUACUGUAUAUGUCUUCCAAAAUUAUCCUGGCUAGAUGUUUCAGCCAUAGGAGCUGUAAUUACUGAUGUCCCAAAAUGAAGCCUUCAAAAAUUAGUCUGAAGGACAAAAUUUUCAGCAUCUACAUUUCAGGCAGAACCUGAGGUAGAAUUAGCUGCCUUUCUCCAUUUCUCCAAAGUGUGCAGGCUAUUCAGGAAUGUAAUAUGCUUAGAAGGCUGUAUUCCCCACUUAAAAAGAGCUCACUGUCCCUGGGAUACUGGGAUAAUUAACAAGAGAACAAUCCAUUUCCCCCGUUAUUUUUCUUCUCUGAUUGCUCCAAUAGGUAAAAUAUACAUCCCCUUUAGAAAAAAUAUCAGAUCUUGUUUCGGGUAGCUUAUUCACAGGUUUAUUCCAAGUGGUGGCAUUUAUUGUACAGUUCCUCAGGACCGUGGAAAAAAGACCAAAUGAAGUAAACAAUUGGUUUGAAAGGUGUUGUAGAAGGGCAAGAGGGAAAGAAGGAAAAUGUCAAAUACACAACUGGACAAAAUCUGAUGCUUUUAAGUAUUAUUGUAAUCAUAAUUCAUACUUCUGGUAUUCUUUUCCUGCAAAUUCCCCUCCCAUAUCCAGGACUAGGAGACCAAGUAGAGAGGGUGUUAAGUGAUCUUUGGAUCAUAUUCUCUUUUUAAAAAAUCUGUCAGUCUAUAUACUCCAAAGACCUGAAUACUCAUUUAGUAAAGGCUGCAACUGUAGCAGAUUAUAUUAAAAUGUCUUGGUACUGAUAUCCAACCGUCUUCAAAAGAACAGUUGCUUAAUGCAUAUCUAACAGAUGCCACUGCCUUCAGUAUUGGAAAACUUUACACUAGUAACCUCAACCUAUUUCUCUCUUAGGAUGUUGAUGUGGCCUUAACAUUAGGCAUUUCUGAUAGACAGAAAUGGUCCUUCUGCUCCCCAAGUUCUAUCAUUUGAAGGCAAUGUGCCUUUGCUCAGAAUGUAAAACAGCCCAAAUAGAAAAAGGAAAAGAAAAACAACUAAAUAUAAAACUCA
Messenger RNA from Anolis carolinensis (green anole), 4455 nucleotides. It is a transcript of the gene kash5, whose product is annotated as KASH domain containing 5. The record is from RefSeq and is a predicted model, not a curated record. Gene Ontology annotation, biological process: homologous chromosome pairing at meiosis; spindle localization; spindle assembly. The transcript is spliced from 16 exons. Gene Ontology annotation, cellular component: meiotic nuclear membrane microtubule tethering complex; nuclear outer membrane; chromosome, telomeric region. NCBI's taxonomy places the organism in Eukaryota, Metazoa, Chordata, Lepidosauria, Squamata, Anolidae. Bases 170 to 1699 code for a protein of 509 amino acids. Gene Ontology annotation, molecular function: dynein complex binding.